Messenger RNA from Macrosteles quadrilineatus (aster leafhopper), 7849 nucleotides. RefSeq lists its product as uncharacterized. Gene Ontology annotation, cellular component: mRNA cleavage factor complex; cytoplasm. Lineage: Eukaryota; Metazoa; Arthropoda; Insecta; Hemiptera; Cicadellidae. Gene Ontology annotation, biological process: termination of RNA polymerase II transcription. The transcript has 30 exons. Gene Ontology annotation, molecular function: mRNA binding; RNA polymerase II complex binding. The coding region runs from base 178 to 7473 and encodes 2431 amino acids. The record is from RefSeq and is a predicted model, not a curated record.
UCUUAACGUUUUCUUUCCUACACAAGAUCUACCGUUCUGUGCAUGAGUAUUUUGUGUUAUUUAAUCGUACUAUUUCAAAAAUGUCGUAUUUUAUAGUGUUAAACAGUGUUCGGUAGCAUAGCCGCGAGUUUUCUUCAUACAUUCUACGAAUCCCAACGUUUCUAGGUGCAGUAGAAGAUGUCGGAGAUUGCUGAAAGCUUUGCGUCUUCGCUGAGUGAGCUGACAGUGAACAGCAAGCCGCACAUCAACAUGUUGACCAUGUUGGCGGAUGACCACUUGGAGUACGCUCCGAUCAUCACUGAAACCGUGCUCACUCAUCUGCAAAAGGUACCUCCUGAGAUCAAACUUCCUGUGUUGUACCUUAUCGACUCCAUAAUGAAGAAUGUAGGCAAGGCAUACAUCAACCUCUUCACUCAGAACAUUGUCCAGUGCUUCACUGCCACAUUUGAAAAGGUGGAUGAGAAGACGAGAGAGCAAAUGUUCAAGCUACGUCAAACGUGGAGUGAUGUUUUUCCUCAAAAGGUGAUUUAUGCUUUGGACGCCAAGGUUCAUCAAAUAGACCCUGCCUGGCCUCUUGGCUCUCCGCCAUCAACUGUCCACCUCAAUCCAAAAUUCUUCAAACCAGAUGUUCUGGAUUCCAAAUUAACAUCUCCAACUAAACAACCAGAACAGAAUAGAACUGAAAGUCGGUCUCACCACAGAAAAAACAAGACUUACAGCCGUCAAAACCAUAAUGUAUCCAAAUCUACGCGUUCCAAAAAGUCGUCACCCACCAGCACCAGUGGUACUGACAACAUUGCCCCAGCCCCACCUGCAGUGCCAGCCAAACCUUCCCCCACUCCAGAGCAGCUGAGGGAGCAGAUGAUCAUGAAGCAGAAGAUGCUGCUGGAACUGCAACAACAGAAGCUCAAGUUGGAACUGCUGCAAACCCAGGCUCAGAUAGAGGAGCAAGCGAAGCAGUUGGAGCGACACUCUAGCAACAACAAGACAUCACACGAGAUAUCGAAAUUACAAGAUAUCCUAAAGAAAGAGGAAGAAAAGCUGAAACAGAUGAACAAGAAUUUAAAGAAACACUCCCAAAAGUUUCCUAAUAGACAGCAGAUUGUGCGAGUCACCAGUAAUAUGAAAGCUCAAAAGGUGACUGACCUUAGCAAGGUGACAGGAGCAAUGCCUGAGAGUCUGGUCAAACCAGCUGCACUCCUGGAACUGAACCAAGACGACAAACCCAAGCCAUCAGUCAAACCUUCCUCACGUCCCAGGAUAGUCUUGCCAUUGCCCACCAUGGACAAACAGAAGGUGAUCACACCAGCUGAUUCUACAGAGGAUGCUGUGCCUCCAGUUCGUAUCGCUCCAGUGAGCUCUCAGCUUAUUAAUGCAGCGUUGUCAUUUGGCCGCAAUGUACGAGACCCCAGGAUAAGACAAAUGUCCUCUCGCUUGGAGUCUCAGCUGAACACUGUAACUCCUACAACUACAACUCCUACCCACCCCCCACUUACCUCUGCACCACCACCACCAACAUCCGUGCCUGUGUCUGAUAACAAACCUCACGAUAGGUAUAGUGGGAAGGACAAAAAACCCAGUAAUCAACAUAAAGAAAGACCUUCUAAACAUCCUGAACAAGAGAGUAAAUCUCAUUCAAGGUCCUCUAGUCGAAGUGGGGAUAAGUCUAGUAGAUCAAAAGAGAGGGACAAAGACAAGACGUCUCCUAAAAGAUCAGAAGCCAAAAUUAGCAGUAGUAGAAGAGCCAGAAUAGAGGGAUUGUUUUCAGAUUCCAUGUCAAAAUCGCCACUAGAUGCAAAAGUUUCAUCAAGUGCACCUCAUUCUCUCCAGCAGUCACAUCUGAAUCAAGAUCAAAAUUCUAGAGUAGAAACCUCUGAAGCUGGACCAAAGACAGUAUACUCUGAAAGAAUGUCAAAAACAGAGUCUAGUCCUAAAAGGACGAAAUUCCAAGACAAAAACAAUGAUGUCGACAGUUAUUUGAAUUCAGAACCACCCACAGAUAAGUCAAAAUCAUCAGCUGAUAUUAUUAAAACUCAAGUGAAACCAACUGGAAUUCCUCCCCCAAAAGUUUCCCCUGAGGCAAUGGAUAGCAGUAGUGAAAUGAAAGAUGAAGAUAUUGAAAAAAUUGUUAAACAUCCUGGAUAUUCCAAAUCAAAGCCUUUGGAUAGUAAACUGAAUGAAACAGAAAAAGGAGAAGCACAAGAAAUACUAGAAUCCACUGAAGAAACCGAUUAUGAUAUGAAUGAAAUAGUCCGUAAUCCUAAUAAACAAUUAAAGGUUGAUAGAAGAACAAAUGAUGACAAAGUAAAACAAAAAUCUUUGAUGUUUGGCAGUCCUAAAAAGAAAAAAGAUGAAAAGGAUUUAACUAAAGUAUUUGUGGCAAAACAGGAGACUAUGGUGGAUUCUGAAUGUCGUACAAGUGUUGACACAUUUUCAAAAGACAACCAUUUUACAGAAUCAUUUACUUCAGAGAAGCAAUCAGUUUCCAAGGUUCCUGAAAAUGUAAUCACAAGGCAAUCAUCAUUAUUGGAACAAUCCAAUAUUUACAAAGAUCAUAAAUCUAACACUGAAUCUAACAUUGGUUCUAGUUCUUCUGAGCUGCCUACAAAUAAAUUUGGUUUUGCAGAAUAUGUUGAUAAAGAAUCUGAAUCUGAAUCGAUAUCAAACCUCAUUGAACAAGAUGAAGUUUCUUCUACAAUUAACACAUUUUCAUUCCAAAAUGACAUCAACAAAUCUUUUAUCCAAGAAGAAGUUGUAUCUACAGAAACCACUUCAGUUGAAAUAGAAGAAUAUGUUCCAAUGGAUGUAGAAGCGCAGUCGGUAGAAAAUCUGACACCAACAGAAUCUGUACUAAUCUCUUCUGAAGGUACCGAGUCAGUUCCGAUAGUUAAAACAAAUGACAGAUUAACUCUAAGCCCCAAAAAAGUCAUGAGUCCAAUUAGAAAUGUAGAGCCAAUGGAGACUAUUGUUGAAGUCAGUGAAACACAAAUUGGAGAGCUAACAUCUUCAAAAAAAUCUGAGAAAAGACCAAACACUUCUUCCAUUCAACAGGAAAAAAAGUCGAAGAAGGGAGAUAAACCGAGCUUGAUGGAGCAAGUGAUUGCUGAUGCUGAAAGGCACGAGGCGUCCCCCUCUCCUCCCCCACCUCCUGUCAUCAGUGACAAGUUCAAGGGGAUCAAACAGAGCUCACUGAGUCGUCUGCGUAGAGUCGGUCGUUCUCGCGAGGAUCUUGAAUCACCAGAACCUGCCGAUGUAGAUCUCCGCACACAAAUCGCUCCUCUGCCAACUCUCACUAAAGAUCUCAAAAAUGAGGUUUUAGGAUUAGCAGAGACAGAUGUUGACUUACGUAAUCUUGCUGCGUCUCCCACAAAGAAACGACCCUCCAUGGAGAAUGCUUUAGACACUCCACCCGCCAAGAAAUCAAAGGCCGAAGUCAUGGACGAAUGGGCCUGGCAAGUGGCUAAGUUUCCUGCUUGCAAGAUCAGCUAUUUCCCCGCACGUCCUGACCCUGCUCACUGGUAUAGGCCUAAUUAUUCCCAGAUCUGUAUAUACAAAAAAAGGUUAUUUGGUAGUGAGGAUGUGGACCUUCGUCCAGUGUUGUGCCCCCCACCACCCUCUCCACCACCCCCGCCAAUCAUAUCAUCCCCCCCACCACCUGAAGCAGCUGGGGAGCGGCUCUGGGCUCGCUACAAACAGAACAAGCCUGACACAUACAAGGUCAAGUACACUCCUACCCGACGUGAUAGAGCACCUAGUGUCGACAAGUUUGGACGCUACAACCGCCUCAACAGUGGGUCUGAAGGUCGGUGGGGCAGCAGUGGCCGAGCUAAGAACACAGAAGAUGUGGACAUGAGGGCUCCUCCUCUGACUCCAGAUGGUAGUUACAACCACAUCAUAAUACAAGCUAUGGAGCAACACAAGCGAGGUGACCUGGACAACGACGCUUACAAGCGAGUCUUAAGCGAGGUGUUUGCCAUGAGAGAGAAGCAACAGCUGGAGGAGGCCCAGAGGAGAGAUGAGGAGGCUCAGGCUGAGCAACUGGAGCCUGUCAGUGAUGAUGACAUUAGUGCAGGCUCCUUGUCUGGAGUAGAAGAUGCCCCAUCUCCUCCAGAAUCAUAUUCAGGUGGUGAAGACUUUAAUGAGUCAAGCUUGAAGAAGUCCAAGACAGAAGAUGAGUCUGAUAGCAAAGUGGCCGGGAACUUGAUGGAUGUUGACAUUAGAAUACCUCCUGCAGACUUAGACAUCAGGAUAAAAUCUCUCUUUGACACCGAGGAGAAACCUGUUGACGACAAAUCAAGCCAGAGGACAAGAAGAGAGCCACUCCCAUACACUAGAAGAUCUGAUGAAUCUGAGAAAGAGAAAUAUCGACGACACAGGACUGAGGCCAGGGCAAGUAGGAGAGAGAAGAAAGCUAAACGGCUGGAGGAGGAGAGAGACUUACGAUACAGAGAAUCCAAUAGGUAUGGCCAGGAAGCAUGGGUGCCGCCCCCUGAGGAUGUCAAGGUGGGAGAGGAGACAGAAGUGCCCCGUGUGCCUCCGCUGCCCCCGUACAUGCAAGCCCCGCCCCUUGAUGGGCUGCCUCAGGCUACUCCAGUGCGACCACCACACUGGGACCCGCAGAGAAUGCCUGGUCCCGGCCCUGCACCUGGUCCUUGGUUGCCAGGAAUGCCCCCAACUAUCAGAGCACCACCAGUGAUGGGACUGAGGCCACCACAAGAAAGAUUCAUGCCUCCUGGAUGGCAUCAACCUGGACCUGGACCAAGGUUUAACCGGUUCGGUCCACCACCCAUGGGUAGAUUCCCUCUGCUGCCCCUCAACCCUUGCGAGGUUCCACCUACUGACCAAGCUGUGCUCAAAGCUAUCGAGGAGGACCCGACGAGGUCUAUCAACAUUGACGGAGUCCCUAGAGACAUCCGCUUCUACGGCAUCACAGCCGUGGCUUUGAUGUCUUGGGAUGAUCCCAGGGAGAUCAGCUUCCAGCCUGGCUCCCGACGGGUGAUCAUUGACGAGCGAGACAGUGUUAUCGUACACUUCAACAGUCCUCCAGUGGAGGUGAUCAUUGAUGGUCAGCCUCACAGGUUACGGUUUGGAGCACCCACGAGAGAGCUGUUCAUAGACAACCAGUGGUUUGAGGUGUUCUUUGGCGGCCCCCCCGUGGCAUGCAACAUAGCAGGGCAGCCCCACAUGAUACAGCUGGAAGGUCCCCCACCCCCUGUCAAGCCUGGGGCACCUCGCCGCGACCUAGUCGUGGGCAAGAUCACACUAAUCAUUGACGCUGAGUAUUUCUUCACCAUCUACUUAGAUGCUAAACCUCAAAAGUUCGAGGUGAAAGGUGUAGGCUACAUCAUACGCUUCGUAGAAGCACUACAGAAGACAGUCAUUAACGGGGUUCCAUUCAAGAGUGAUUUUGGAGGAUUGCCGAAGCCAAUAAUUCUGAACGGAAAUAAACACUUCUUUCGUCUGACGGCGCUGCCACGAGGUGUGACUCCUGGAUUCCUCAGCAUUGCCAACAUGGAGGGAGGCCGCUUGCCAUCCCCACCAGGCAUGGUGGCCCCGCCGCAGCUGCCUGCUUCACUGGAGCAAGCUGUGCUCUUACCUCCCCCACACACACUCACAGCACCGCCCAGGAUAUCUCCUGAUGUGAGAGAUGUAGAGCAAGCAACUCUCAUUCCCCCCACCCCCGCCUCAGCCAGUACAGCAGCUCUAGUCACCACCCAGCCUCCCAACUCUGCUCCUCCUCAAGUGGUGGCCCCAGCAGUGCCAGCCAACUCCUUGGACAUGUUGACAACUCUGUUGCCAGCCACAGAGCAAGGCCGUGCCUUGGCUAGCUACAGUGUGGACAGUGAGGGCAGCAACCCCGCAGUGGAACACAACAACGCCUCCAAUGCACCUCCUAGCGGUGUCCAGUCAGGAACUGGAGAGAUCAAUGUGACAGAGUUGCUACAGAAACUAAUGGCCACUGGCAUUGUACCAUCUCUGGAGCCUCCCAAAGAUAAGGUCCAAGACAAGCCUGUCACUACAGACUCCACUCUCAUCAAACCUGUUGACUUCCGCAAGCCAGAGACACUCAAAACGAGACAAACAUCAUUGAUAUCCCACCUGUACUCGGGCAUACAGUGCAACUCGUGUGGUGUCCGUUUUCCUCCAGAGCAGACAAUGAAGUACUCCCAGCACCUGGACUGGCAUUUUCGUCAGAAUCGUAGGGACAAAGACUCAUCUCGAACUGCUCAGACUCGUCGAUACUACUACGACGUCAGCGACUGGGUACAGUUUGAGGAGAUUGAAGAUUUAGAAGAGAGAGCCCAACCAUGGUUUGAGAUGCAAGAUGGCGCUGGCGAGGAGGAUGAACCAGAGCGGAUCAUGGUGAGUGUAAGAGCUGCAGACUAUCCAGAAGAAGCAGCUUGUCAUAUAUGUCAUGACAAGUUUGAGUCUUUCUACAACGAGGAGAAGGACGAGUGGCAUCUCCGCAAUGCAGCUGACCACGAGGGCAAUCUGGUGCAUCCCAUCUGUCUGGAGGACCAGAAGGCUGCUGCUGAGAAGCCAAUAGUGGUAGAAGACAUUGACAUCACUGAAGACGAGCCAAAGGAAGAGGAACCUAAAAAAGAAGAAGAAUCCGAGGAAAAGAAAGAAAAGGAAGCUCCAAAGGAGGAAGAUGAUGAUGACAUAAUGGAAGUUACAGACAUUGAAUACAUCAAGCCUGUAUUCCCUGUGGAGGAUUUGACAGUUUCUGAUAAUGAAGAAGAAAAAGAAACAAAAGACACAACUGAAAACGAAGACAAAGAACUGAAAAAAGAUGAAGGAGAACCAUCAGAAGAAGUAUCAUCAACAACAGAGAUGGAGGAGAUACCCAAGGAAUCAAAAGAUGAGAGUCAAGAUGGUGAGGAGUCUAAAGAAGGAGAGGAGAAGGAACCAGAGACUCUGGUCAAUGAAGACUCACAGGACGACCUUUUGAUGUUGGUGGACAAGGUAGACGACAGCAUCCUCAGCAAAGAUGAGAUCAUGGAGGUUGUGAAGAACAUAAAGAAGGAUCCAGAUGCACUAGGGGGAGAGUAUGAAGAAUCUGACGUCAAGAAAGAGAAGGGAGAAAUCCCGUUACCUGCACCUGUUGUGGACACCACGCACGCCACCGUUACCUGUCUUAUAGAUGGAAAUGUCGAGUUUGAGGAAGCUGCACAGAAAAUUUCCCAGGGACCUCCCAGAAUCAAAAUCAACAUCUCUAAAGCAAUACAACCUGCACCUAAAGAAAAAAAGGAUGAAAGUAAAGAAGAAGAACCAACAGAGACCCCUACUAUUCCUGACAUUAUUUCUGAUAAUCCCAAAGUGACUCCAACUUCGCUGAACUGUCAGCCGUUACCUCCAGGCGAGGAACCGAUACCUGUUACGAAAAAGGAGAGACUCAAGAAGGCAGAACUAGUGGAAUAUCCACCAGUUGCUAGAGACAAAGAAUUAUCAGGACUUUGCUCUAUAAUGUAAAGCUAUGUAAUUUAAUAAAUUGGCCAAAGAUCAGUUUCAGAUUAAUAAUGAGUAUCAGAACUUUGUUCUAAUAUGUAAAGCUCUGUAACCAAUUUGUCUAAAAUAAGUUUCAGAUUAUCUGUAUACACAAAGAUCAAAUUUGAAAGUUUUUAAAUCUAUUUUGAGAUCACAAUAUGUAAAUAUGUAUAGAUAAUAUAUGCAACGAGCAGUGUUUUAUAUUGUUCUUGUGUAUUUGUAAUUAUAUUUUGGAUUAAUACUUUUUCUUAUUGACAUGUUGGGUUUUUAUUUAAUCCUUAUGGUUGUGUUGGUCAUGACUAGAUGUUAACCAAAAGUGUACAAAUUGUUGUAUGUUAGUUUUGGAAUAAAUGCAUAGAUU